AUGCUCACAGCCUGUUGUCAAUACGUACUUGUACGAGGCGCUGAGAUCUGCCUCUUUGGAGCUGCAGGUGUGUGGGCCGCACAGCUGCAAACGCUCGCACUGUUGUUCAGUGCUGUGGUGGGCUACAUGGUGAUUGCCACGGACCUUUUCGAGCCUUUUCUAGUUGACAUCAUGACUCGCCAAACCAUUAAUCUGCUCUUCUUGCUCGUGACCAUCCCCUAG
Messenger RNA from Peronospora matthiolae, 222 nucleotides. The record is from the annotation of a GenBank genome assembly. Lineage: Eukaryota; Oomycota; Peronosporomycetes; Peronosporales; Peronosporaceae.